CGUGCGGCAGAACCCGAGGGGAGGUCGCGCCUCGUCCCCGCGGCCCCGGGGAGAGCUUGUGGCGGCGCCGCGUUGGGUCGGCCGCAGGGAGCUGUUGCUCGGGGAUGACUUCUCUAGAAGCAGUGAUUUAAACUUGUGAGAUGCUUCCAUUAACUGGAAAAACAAUCAUCUUUGAUAACUUUCCUGAUCCUUCUGAUACAUGGGAAAUCAUUGAAACGAUCGGCAAAGGAACUUACGGGAAAGUUUUUAAAGUGUUAAAUAAGAAAAAUGGCCAAAAAGCAGCAGUGAAAAUUCUGGAUCCGAUUCAUGACAUUGAUGAAGAGAUUGAAGCAGAGUAUAACAUCUUAAAAACGCUUUCUGACCACCCUAAUGUGGUCAGAUUCUACGGGAUGUACUUUAAGAAGGAUAAAAUAAGUGGAGAUAAGCUGUGGUUGGUUCUUGAGCUGUGCAAUGGAGGAUCAGUGACAGAUCUCGUGAAGGGUUUUCUGAAGAAGGGCAAAAGAAUGAGUGAGCCCAUAAUUGCCUAUAUUUUACGUGAAGCACUAUUGGGACUUCAGCAUUUGCAUAACAACAAAACUAUCCACCGAGAUGUAAAAGGAAAUAACAUUCUGUUGACCACUGAAGGUGGAGUUAAACUUGUAGAUUUUGGUGUGUCUGCACAACUCACCAGCACUUGGCACCGUAGGAAUACAUCUGUGGGAACACCAUUUUGGAUGGCUCCUGAGGUGAUUGCAUGUGAACAGCAAUUGGAUACCACUUAUGAUGCCAGGUGUGACACAUGGUCCCUGGGGAUCACAGCCAUCGAGCUAGGGGAUGGAGAUCCUCCACUGGCCGACCUGCAUCCUAUGAGAGCACUCUUCAAAAUACCAAGGAAUCCACCCCCCCAUCUAAGGCAGCCUGAGAUAUGGUCAGCAGAAUUCAAUGACUUCAUUAGCAAGUGCUUGACUAAAGAUUAUGAAAAGCGUCCAACAGUAUCAGAUCUUUUACAGCAUAAAUUCAUUACUCAAAUUGAGGGCCAAGAUGUGAUGUUGCAGAAGCAGCUGAUGGAAUUCAUUGGUAUUCAUCAAGGCAUGGGAGGCACAGAAAAAGCCAGACAUGAACGUAUUCACACCAAGAAAAGUAACUUCAGUAGAUCACUAAUACCCACUCUGAAGGAUGUAGACGAUUUAGCAACCCUAGAAGUUUUGGAUGAGAAUACAGUCUCCGAGCAACUUGAGAAGUGUUAUUCCAGAGAUCAGAUUUACAUCUAUGUGGGAGAUAUACUCAUUGCUCUUAAUCCUUUUCAGAGUCUGUGUCUUUAUUCCGCAGAGCAUUCAAAACUAUAUAUUGGAGCAAAGAGAACUGCCAAUCCUCCUCACAUUUUUGCAAUGGCUGACGUAGGAUACCAGUCCAUGAUAACAUAUAAUUCAGAUCAGUGCAUUGUUAUUUCUGGAGAAAGUGGUGCUGGAAAGACUGAAAGUGCUCAUCUUUUGGUUCGGCAGCUGACGGUGCUUGGAAAGGCUAAUAACAGAACUCUGCAAGAGAAGAUUUUACAAGUGAACAAUUUGGUGGAAGCCUUUGGCAAUGCCUCCACUAUUAUAAAUGACAAUUCCAGCCGAUUUGGAAAAUACUUAGAAAUGAAAUUUACCUCUUCUGGAGCUGUAGUGGGAGCACAGAUUUCUGAAUACCUUCUGGAGAAAUCCCGAGUUAUCCACCAACCUCUUGGAGAAAAAAAUUUUCAUAUUUUUUACUAUAUCUAUGCUGGAUUAGCUGAAAAGAAGAAACUAGCCCAUUACAAAUUGCCUGAAAAUAAGCCUCCCAGAUAUCUACAAAAUGACCACCUCAGAACAGUACAGGAUAUGAUGAAUAAUAGUUUCUAUAAAUCCCAAUAUGAAUUAAUUGAGCAAUGUUUCAAAGUCAUAGGUUUUACAAUGGAGAGAACAACAGCAAAGGUUGGCAGGGUGACUGGAUGGAUACAUGAGGAUGGGAGAAUUUGCCUGACCAGUAGCAGCUUUUGCUGGAGAGCUGGGAGAGAAAUGCAACUUGGAAGCAUAUACAGUAUACUGGCUGCAAUCAUGAAUGUUGGAAACAUUGAAUUUUCUUCUGUGGCAACUGAACACCAGCUUGACAAGAGCCACAUUUCCAAUCAUGCAGCUCUGGAAAACUCUGCUUCUUUGCUUUGCAUUCAGGCAGAUGAACUAAAAGAAGCUCUUACCUCCCACUGUGUGGUCACUAGAGGAGAAACCAUUAUUCGACCCAAUACGGUCGAAAAAGCUACUGAUGUCAGAGAUGCUAUGGCCAAAACUUUAUACGGGCGUCUCUUUAGUUGGAUAGUCAAUCGCAUUAACAGCUUAUUGAAGCACGGCACAUCGCCAAGUGGGAAUGGUGAUGAGUUGAGCAUUGGCAUUCUGGAUAUAUUUGGCUUUGAAAACUUCAAAAAAAAUUCCUUUGAGCAGCUGUGCAUUAACAUUGCAAAUGAACAAAUUCAGUAUUAUUUCAAUCAACACGUGUUCACAUGGGAACAGAAUGAAUACCUAAAUGAGGAUGUUAAUGCCAGAGUUAUUGAAUAUGAAGAUAACCGGCCCCUCCUAGAUAUGUUUCUGCAGAAGCCAAUGGGUCUACUGUCCCUACUUGAUGAAGAAAGUAGAUUUCCCAAGGCCACUGACCAGACUCUUAUAGAAAAAUUUGAAGGUAACCUGAAAUCACAGUACUUCUGGAGGCCCAAAAGAAUGGAACUUAGUUUUGGAAUUCACCAUUAUGCGGGAAAGGUCCUCUAUAACGCAAGUGGGUUCUUAGCUAAAAAUAGAGACACUCUUCCAACAGAUAUUGUGCUGCUUUUGAGAUCAUCCGAAAACAGCGUAAUUCGGCAACUGGUCAGUCACCCUCUGACAAAAACAGGUAAUCUGCCACAUUCUAAAACUAAAAAUAUAAUAAACUAUCAAAUGAGGACCUCAGAAAAAACAAUCAACUUGACAAAGGGUGAAACUGGAGAAGCCACACGUCACGCCAUAGAGACAACCAACAUGAAAACACAAACAGUUGCAUCAUAUUUUAGAUAUUCUCUGAUGGAUUUGUUAUCUAAAAUGAUGGUGGGCCAACCUCAUUUUGUCCGGUGCAUCAAACCAAAUAAUGACCGUCAGGCAAGAAAAUACGACAGAGAGAAAGUUCUCCUACAGCUUCGCUACACCGGAAUUCUGGAAACAGCAAGAAUUCGAAGGCUGGGGUACUCACAUCGGAUACUUUUUGCUAACUUUAUAAAGCGGUACCAUGUUCUCUGCUACAAGUGGAAUGAAGAACCCCCAGUGAGCCCUGACACCUGUGCCACCAUUUUGGAAAAAGCUGGUCUGGAUAACUGGGCUCUUGGAAAAACGAAAGUGUUCCUUAAAUAUUAUCAUGUGGAACAGUUAAAUUUAAUGCGAAAGGAAGCCAUUGACAAGCUUAUUUUGAUUCAAGCCUGUGUCAGAGGAUUCUUGGAUUCAAGGAGGUACCAAAAAAUACAGGAGAAAAGAAAAGAGAGUGCUAUAAUAAUACAGUCAGCUGCAAGAGGACAUCUAGUCAGGAAACAAAGGAAAGAAAUUGUUAACACAAAAAACACAGCAGUAACAACUAUUCAGACUCAUGAUCAGCAAUUUGACUACAAGAAAAACUUUGAAAAUAAAAGGGAAUCUUUUGUGAAGAAACAGACAGAAAAUGUGGUCCCUACUAACGAAACAGUCAUUCCAGCUCCAAAUAAUAAAGGAAGUACAUCUGCAGUGAAGACUUCUACUUUCAGAGUUGAAGGGGAAGCCAUGAUUGCUGUUGAAAGUAACAACAGAGGACAUCAGACUCAGAAAAAAAUGAAUAACAUGUAUGGAGAAGAGGCUAAGCAGGAAGUGUAUCUGGUGGGGGACUCUUGGACAGAAGGACAGCCUAAGAAGAAAUACGCGAAAGACCUGGAAGAGAAUAGUAAGGUAAGGAGAGUGGAGGAGAACACUGUGCUCCAGAAUUACUACCAGAGGUAUGCAGAGGAAAGGAAUUUUGAAGAAUCAAAAAUAGCAUAUCUAGAAAGGAAGGCCAUCUCGGAAAGGCCAAGCUACCCAGGACUUUGGGUGGUGGAGAAUGAGACAAAGCAACCUUCUUUAACAAAAAGUUUGGAACCCAGUCUUAGCCAAAGGUCGGUUCAUCAAAAUGGAGAUAGCAAGGAAAAAGAAAAGAAGACAUCUGUAGUUCCCCAGAAUGCACCAGUGUGCAGCCAUCAGAGAAGCCAUUUGACGCCUGGGUCGGUCAGAGAGAGGCCAGCCCAAGCCAGCAUGCACGCCCAGGAGGAAGAUAGAGCAGCAGUGUUCAUUCAGAGCAAAUACCGGGGCUACAAGAGAAAGCAGCAAUUACAGAAGGACAGGAUGUCUUCCUUUCAAAGUCAAAAGGUUGUUUCAAAACCAACAGAAGUAGCAACAAAUACCCAUGAUUUGUACUCCUAUCCCACAAAACAUGAGGAAUCCUGUAAUAUCAGGACAAAGAAUGAUAGAGACUCAAAGGCAGUUUUAGAGAACGAAGCAUGUGAUUUGGCAAUCUUUUCAAAACAGAUAUCAAAGUUAUCUGAAGAAUAUUUCAUUCUGCAGAAAAAACUGAAUGAAAUGAUUUUGUCACAGCAACUGAAGCCUCUUUAUCUGGGUGUCUAUCCUCAUAAGCCAAUUAAUAGACGAGUUUCUUCUCAGCAGUGCCUCUCAGGUAUCUCUAAAGAAGAAGAGCCAAAAAUAUUGAGGCCCCCAAGACGGCCCCGGAAACCCAAAACAUUAAAUAACCCUGAGGACUCCACAUACUAUUAUCUACUACAUAAGUCAAUCCAAGAAGAAAAACGAAGACCAAGGAAAGAUAGUCAGGGGAAAUUAUUAGAUUUGGAAGAUUUCUACUAUAAGGAAUUUUUGCCUAGUCGUUCUGGACCAAAGGAACAUAACCCUAGCUUAAGAGAACGAAGACAAGAGAGAGAACACCAGCAUCGAUGUUUUAAUGCUGAUGAAAGGUGCUGGGCGGAGGAGAACCAGGGGCUGGAGGAAAAUGGGCCCGCAACCAAUCCCUACGACUACAGGAGGCUCCUGCGCAAGACCUCCCAGCGGCAGCGCCUCGUGCAGCAGGUGUAGCUCGGCUGGUGGAGGCCACCGCGGUGGGAAUGUGCGCGAGACUGCGGGGUUGCAGGAGCCAAAGCCCGGGCGCUGGCACGACCAGGCGCUGAUGCCCCGGCCCUGACCAUGGCAGGGGCUGCCCGCUGCGCUCGCCUCUCGAGUGUCAGGGCCAGCCUCACCGAAGGAGGAGGAGAAGUGAGAGCCUUGGAUGCCGCGUCUCGGCACUCCGGCACCCUGCACUCCCACCAGCCCGCCAGCUGGGGCAUCCCUAUCCCUGGCCCCCAAUGUAUCUCUUUGUUCACUCAUUUGAGACUCCUGUGGACCCGACUGCGCCUGAGCUCUCGCCGAUCCCUCCUCUCAUUUUGGAAGACUUCAAAGAUUUCUUUUUCCUUGGAAACCGCUCUCUCAGGCCUGCGGGACACUGGAGGGGCGAGUAAAACAAAGCCCGGUGGGAGAAGAGGCGAGGGUGGGGGAAGCUUUGAAGAUGAACUCCUUCUCAAACUCGCGCUUUCCCUUCCCUUGGUUAUUGAGGUUAUUAAAUAAAGGAAGUGCCUUGGAAAGUCCGUGGCUUUCGGGGCUGGUACGACAUAUUCCCCUUUAGGGCUAGACUCCUGCUGUCCACCUGUGCGGGUGCAGGUGCCCAGGCAAGGAAGUGACGGUGCCGUCUGUCUCCUCCAGCGAACAAUCAUCGCCUCCAGACAUCCCAAACAAACAUACUAAGUUAAAAACCUGAGUCUUGCGGCGCAAACGUGACCUGCAGACAAAUCCCCAAACCCCCCACACACACUGCGCGCGCGCGCACACACACACACACCUUUGGUCCCACCACUGAGCUAACUGUUGGGCUUUUUAGGUUCUUCUAGUCUGAAGAUUUGGGGCAAUCUCGGCGCCAAAUUUUGGCGUAUGUAAGAGGGAUGGGCAAUGGGUAGGCAGAGAGGUUUUUCUCAGUUGAUGGCAUCUUAGUUUAGAACCUGGGUUGAGCCCUUCUAUGGAACUGACACCCUCCGUUGUCCACGGGGUCUGAAGAGCGCGCGGAAGGAUGACGAGGUGAUUUCACGGAUGACUGAACUGGGAGGAGGGUUCUGGCUGGGAUAGGGCUUGUUCCUCUUGCUGGUGUCCCUCGCGUGCGGGGCCCGAAGCCAGAAGACUGGAUUGAGUGAGGACGGGUGGACGUUCGUUAGCCGCUUGCUCAUCAGAAGUCAAGUACUCUCCAACCCAAAAUGUUGACGCCGAAAGGUCUCCCAGAGAUGCUCCUACAACCUCUUCAUUUUACAGAGGAGACCCCCGAGAGGCGAAACCUCCCACAGUGGCCGGAUCGAGCUCAGAGUUCAAGGGCGCUGUAGGCCCUGCACCUUCCCCGGGUUCUCCUUGCGGCCUCCGCUGGGGCUCAGCCCUGCAGACCGACGGCUGGGUUGUGACUUGCUGCAGGCUGGGCCUAGCUCAGGCACCGGUGAAACCAGCGCCGCGGGGCACUGUAUACGGCCGAGGGGGAGAGAGGGAUUCUGGUCCCCGAGGUGAAUCGAGUCCCUCCGCCGCAACCUACCCAUCCACCUACCACCUAUCACCUUGCGGGGCAAAGCUGAGCUUCGCGUCGCUACCAGGCAAGCCCCUUCUUAGAGCUUUUGAAGUGGCCUGUGUAGACCAGAGCCCUGGCAGUCCGGCCCUUAGGUUCUGGAUUGGGAGGCAGUAGGCUCCCUCCCUAAACU
This is a messenger RNA of Prionailurus viverrinus (fishing cat), 6784 nucleotides long. RefSeq names its product myosin IIIA (gene MYO3A). The transcript has 35 exons. Gene Ontology annotation, cellular component: myosin complex. NCBI's taxonomy places the organism in Eukaryota, Metazoa, Chordata, Mammalia, Carnivora, Felidae. Bases 141 to 5096 code for a protein of 1651 amino acids. Gene Ontology annotation, biological process: protein phosphorylation. The record is from RefSeq and is a predicted model, not a curated record. Gene Ontology annotation, molecular function: cytoskeletal motor activity; protein binding; protein kinase activity.